AUGCCUGGAUACGCAGUCCGUAGACUCGGCUCGCAAUGGCUUCGUGUCUCUCAGAUUGAGCCAUUACUGUGCCGUAGUUUCUGCUCCACCAGUCGCUCAUAUGCGACGCACAAGUUAACGGAUGAUGCUGCAUUAAGAAUUAACCCGGUAGGAAUUCAGUACUUAUCGCCAGCUUUGCAAUCGCAAAUAUUUCCGGGAAAAGCCCGUAGGCCAUCCGAUUUAUAUGUAGAACUUGCAAAGCUUCAUCUCCAAAAGCAUGACCUAACAGGUAGGGAAACAACAAAAUUGCCGUCGUAUAAUUUUCGUCUUCCUGCUUUACAAGGAAAAAGCUUAACUGAACACUUUGAAAACAUCGGCCGCGAAUGCGCAGAACCUCACCUCACGAAUGCAAAUUCAUUUGCUCAAAUCUCUUUACCUCCUAUUCCAAAAAAAUGGCUCCACCACUCCGGUUGGACUAGGUAUGGUUCAGAUGGUACUGUAGAACAAGUGCCUUAUCCCAAAGAAGCCAUGCUCGUUUUUGACGUUGAGGUUCUAUAUAAAGUAUCAGAUUUUGCUGUUUUAGCCGUUGCUGCGUCUCCCGACGCUUGGUAUUGUUGGUUAUCGCCGUGGCUGUUGGGAAAAACAGAGCAGGAUCGAAAUCUUAUUCCUCUAAGACCAGAAGGACACCUUAUCGUCGGUCAUCACGUCAGUUUUGAUCGCCAGAGAAUUUUGCAAGAAUACAGUCUAAAGCGAUCCAAUAAUGCUUUUAUCGAUACCAUGUCGUUACACGUUGCUACCAAUGGAAUGUGUUCACGGCAAAAACCCACUUGGUUUAAGGCUAAGAAAGCCUUUAGGCAAACCAUUGGUAAAGAAUCUAAUGGAUCCGACGAUGACUCUUCUCAAGCUGAGUUUGAUUAUGAAAACUUCAUUGAGCAAGAACCUUGGCUGCGACACGUCUCUGUCAACUCACUCAAAGAUGUAGCAAAGUUCCAUUGCAACAUUGAUAUGAGUAAAGCGACACGUGAUCUAUUUUCUGAACUGGAUAAAGGGGUAAUUUUACAGAAUCUGGACGAGGCUAUAUCUUACUGCGCAUCUGAUGUUCAUGCUACUCAUGAAGUUUAUAAAAGAAUUCUUCCUCAAUUUCUUGAAGUUUGUCCACAUCCAACGACUUUUGCAGCUAUGCUUCUCAUGAGCACAAGUUUUUUACCGGUGAAUAAUUCUUGGAAACGUUAUAUCAAUAACGCUGAAAAAUGCUACAAAAGCAUGUCUAAUGUAGUUGUAGAAAAGCUUUCUUAUUAUGCUGAGAAAACGAAGGACUUCUUAGGUGAUGAGAUUGCUAUUUCUGGAGAUCCAUGGCUACGUCAAUUAGAUUGGAGUCCCUGCAAGUUGUAUCGCAAGCCAGCUAAAUCAGAUGUUGCACCCCCUGUCGUCCCAAAAUGGUAUAAGUUAAUAUACGAAAAGAACUCACAAAAAGCCGUUGCAUCUGACAAGUCCCGACUCGCACCUAUCCUCUUGCGUUUGCAAUGGGAAGGACACCCUUUGGUAUGGUCAAAUGUCCAUGGUUGGGUUUUUGAAGUAGAAAAAAAUUCCCAAAAAGAAAUUGAUGACCUUCUACGUCGUAAGUUUUUUCACUGCAACUGUGAUCCGCAAAAGGACCCAAAUCUAAAUGCAGAAAGUUAUGCAUAUUUUAAAGUUCCUCAUAAGGAUGGUCCUGAUGCGAGGUGUGGAUCACCUUUAUCCAAGACAUACCAAAGUUAUUUUGAAGAUGGGAUUCUCACUUCGAAAUUCGAAGUAGCGAAAAAUGCCCUAGAAAUGAGUACUUCCUGCUCUUAUUGGCGUAGCGCUCGUGACCGUAUUCAAUCUCAGAUGGUAGUUUGGGAAAAAGAUGUUAAUUUUGGACUUGCAUCUCAACCUGACGGUUUCGGAAUGAUUCUUCCAAGAAUUAUUCCCAUGGGCACUGUGACUAGACGUGCUGUAGAGAACACUUGGUUAACUGCUUCUAACGCAAAAAGAAAUAGACUGGGUUCAGAGCUUAAGGCCAUGGUCCGUGCUCCCGAAGGAUAUACAUUCGUAGGUGCAGAUGUUGAUUCAGAAGAACUUUGGAUCGUUGCAGUUAUUGGUGAUUCUCAAUUUAGUCUUCAUGGUGCCACCGCUCUUAGUUGGAUGACUUUGGAAGGUAAAAAAUCCGAUGGUACAGAUUUGCACUCAAAAACAGCUGCAAUUCUUGGAGUAAGCCGAGAUGCUGCAAAAGUUUUUAAUUAUGGUCGCCUAUAUGGCGCCGGAUUGAAACAUACAGCUUUACUUUUAAAGCAAUUUAACUCUUCAUUAGACGAUACUCAAGCGGCUAAUUUAGCUAAAGCGUUAUACAAAUCUACUAAAGGGGUUCGCUCCGAAGUUAGUAAAAGGCUGCUUUCUAUGGGAAUUCCAGCGCACCAUUUUUGGUCAAAAGGAAGUGAAAGUUUUGUAUUUAACAAACUGGAAUCAAUGGCUCAAAUGACUUUUCCGAGAACUCCUGUUCUAAAUGCAGGAAUUACUCAAGCCUUAAGCACUAAUAACCUCAGUAAAAGCUCUUUUAUGACAUCCAGAGUAAAUUGGGCAAUUCAGUCAUCAGCUGUAGAUUAUCUGCAUUUGCUUGUUGUUUCUAUGGAGCAUUUAAUUCGCAAGUAUGGUUUAGAGGCUCGAUUGUCUUUAACAGUUCAUGAUGAAGUUCGCUACUUCUCGACUAAUAAAGAUAGGUUCCGUGUUGCGCUUGCCUUACAGGUCGCCAAUUUAUGGACUAGAUCCUUUUUUUGUCAUCGGUUGGGAUUUGAUGAAUUGCCUCAGUCUGUGGCAUUCUUCUCUUCUGUCGAUAUUGAUCACGUUUUACGGAAGGAUGUUAAAAUGGAUUGCGUAACACCUUCAAAUCCAACACCUAUACCGCUUGGUGAAGAAUAUAACAUAGAUGCCUUACUUCGUCAAUUGACAGAAAACGAUCAAUAUUUGGAGCCAUUCGAGAAUUUAUCAAUUCAUGCUAUUCCGGAAGUUGAAGCUACUGUAAAUAAGGAAGAGGAUUCGAAAGCUUUGGCAUAUUUAAAAGCUCAAGCAUUUCAUUAA
This is a messenger RNA of Schizosaccharomyces octosporus yFS286, 3072 nucleotides long. RefSeq names its product DNA polymerase. Bases 1 to 3072 code for a protein of 1023 amino acids. NCBI's taxonomy places the organism in Eukaryota, Fungi, Ascomycota, Schizosaccharomycetes, Schizosaccharomycetales, Schizosaccharomycetaceae. Gene Ontology annotation, biological process: mitochondrial DNA replication. The transcript has a single exon. Gene Ontology annotation, cellular component: mitochondrion; gamma DNA polymerase complex. Gene Ontology annotation, molecular function: DNA binding; 3'-5' exonuclease activity; DNA-directed DNA polymerase activity. The record is from RefSeq and is a predicted model, not a curated record.